UUUGUUUAUGGCCAAAGUCUGUGUGGAGAGAGAGAAACAUAAAGCAAAGAGGCCUCCUCCGUUGCAUCAUCUCUCUCUCAUUCAGACUUUCCAGUUCAGCUUCUUCCCAACCCAUCCUCUGCAGAAGCACACCCAAAAUCCACCACUUCAACUAGAUCCAUCUCUCCAACUUCCCCUACCAGCUCAAACGACGUCGUCCAGCUCCACCAUUCCCUUUCACGGAACCCUCGUCUUCAAAAUUCAAUCAAUCCUUCAAUCUCUCGUCUCUCGGGGCAGAAACCCAAUCCCCAAUUCGUCCCUACGUGAAUUCCCUGCAUGCGCGUACUGCCUAUUCGGGUCGAUUUCAAAAAAAAAUUUACAGUAAGUUUUCGAUUUUCUUGCUUGGGGGGCGAUAAAUAAUCGAUGGAGGAUUGCUUGGGCAGCGACGAGGAGUACUAUUACUCCGAUCAGGAUUCUCUCGACGUCAUCGAGAAUGAAGACUCUGAUCUUCCGUGGAUUCUCCCCAAGGGGCCCACUACUAAGGUGAUCACCAAAGAAUCUCUUUUGACUGCGCAGAAGGAGGAUUUGCGCAGGGUGAUGGACUUGCUAUUCCUUAGGGAGCACCAUGCCAGGACUUUACUUAUUCAUCAUCGCUGGGAUGUUGAGAAGCUUUUUGCGGUGUAUGUAGAGAAGGGAAAAUCUUGGUUGUUUGCGGAAGCAGGUGUAACUGUUGUUGAUCAUCAAGAUCUUGACCCAUCGCCCCCCAAUUCUCCAGUAAUGUGUGCUAUUUGUAUAGAAGAUGUACCUAGUAAUGAGACGACAAAAAUGGAUUGUGGACAUUGCUUUUGCAACAGUUGCUGGACAGAGCAUUUCGUUGUAAAGAUAAAUGAGGGUCAAAGUAAGCGCAUUAGGUGCAUGGCUCACAAAUGCAAUGCCAUUUGUGAUGAAGCUGUUGUCAGAAAUCUAGUCAGUAAGAGGCAUCCCCAGCUUGCUGAAAAAUUUGACCGUUUUCUUCUUGAGUCAUAUAUUGAGGACAAUAAAAGGGUUAAGUGGUGCCCGAGCACUCCUCAUUGUGGGAAUGCAAUACGCGUGGAGGAUGAUCAGUUUUGUGAGAUAGAAUGUUCUUGUGGUCUGCAAUUUUGUUUCAGUUGUUUAUUACAAGCUCAUUCACCAUGUUCAUGUUUAAUGUGGGAGCUUUGGGCCAAGAAGUGCCGUGAUGAAUCAGAGACAGUUAAUUGGAUCACAGUUCAUACAAAACCUUGUCCCAAAUGUCACAAACCUGUGGAGAAGAAUGGUGGCUGCAACCUUGUGAGCUGUAUCUGUGGACAAGCAUUUUGUUGGCUAUGUGGUGGAGCGACUGGUCGAGACCAUACAUGGUCAAGUAUUGCAGGUCAUAGCUGUGGUCGGUACAAAGAAGACAAAGAAAAAAAUGCUGAGCGGGCAAAGCGGGAUCUUUACCGGUAUAUGCACUAUCAUAACCGUUACAAAGCUCAUACUGAUUCCUUUAAGCUUGAAAGUAACUUGAAGGAGAGUAUACAAAAGAAGGUGUCAAUUUCAGAGGAGAAGGACUCAAAUCUCAGAGAUUUCAGCUGGGUAAACAAUGGACUCUCCAGACUUUUCAGAUCAAGGAGGGUUCUUUCAUAUUCGUACCCAUUUGCUUUUUAUAUGUUUGGAGAAGAGCUGUUUAAGGAUGAGAUGACAGAGGAGGAAAGGGAAAUAAAACAAAAUUUGUUUGAGGAUCAGCAGCAGCAACUUGAGGAAAAUGUUGAGAAAUUAUCCAAGUUUUUGGAGUCACCUUUUGAUCAAUAUAAUGAGAAUGAAGUUAUGGAUGUAAGGAUGCAAGUGAUCAAUCUCUCAGCAAUCACGGAUACCCUCUGUCAGAAAAUGUAUGACUGUAUUGAGACUGAUUUAUUGGGCUCUCUACAACUUGGUAUCCACAACAUAGCACCUUACAAGUCGAAGGGCAUUGAGAAGGCAUCAGAACUUCCUGUUAGUUGGGUCAAUAAUGCCAAUAAUGCCAAUAAUGCUGAUAAAGGUCCAGCAUUGCAUUGUGGUACAAGUGGAGGAUCGACGGAACUGGAACAAGCUUCAGGUUUUGGAAGUUCAGAUGAGAGCGGAUGCUCCUCUCGGAAGCGUGCUAGGAAGGAGGGUCUUGGAGGUGGUUUUGAUCUAAACUUGCCAGCAGAGGUUGACAGAUCUGAUUCAUGAAAGCUGCAUGCUUCAUACAGAAAAAGGUGUACAGUCUCUAACGUAAGACCCUAUUUUUCUACGAUGGUAUCAUUAUUAUUAAACACUCAAGUGCUUUACGUUCUAAGCUCCCAAGUGCUCUGAGUUUUCCCCAUUCUUCCUUGUGUUGCUAUUUGUUUCUCGUGGAAGAGAAAUUUGGAGAUCCUUGUAUCUAGAUCCAUUUCUUUUUUUUGAAAAUAUGUAUUUUGUAGAUAUAGUUUAUGGGGCGGGGGCUAUUCGGGGGAGCUAAAUUUGUAAAUUUUCCAACUGAAAUUUGAGCUAUUCUUAGUUAUUAUCUUGGGAUAAUAUUAAAAAAUUUUGGAGACUGGAAAUACUUUAAACUCUAUCAUUUGUAUUAGGAGGUCGUUUUCUUGUUU
This is a messenger RNA of Malus domestica (apple), 2582 nucleotides long. RefSeq names its product probable E3 ubiquitin-protein ligase ARI1. The record is from RefSeq and is a predicted model, not a curated record. Gene Ontology annotation, molecular function: zinc ion binding; ubiquitin protein ligase activity; ubiquitin conjugating enzyme binding. Lineage: Eukaryota; Viridiplantae; Streptophyta; Magnoliopsida; Rosales; Rosaceae. Gene Ontology annotation, biological process: positive regulation of proteasomal ubiquitin-dependent protein catabolic process; ubiquitin-dependent protein catabolic process; protein polyubiquitination. Gene Ontology annotation, cellular component: cytoplasm; ubiquitin ligase complex.